GAAAUAGAGAAGCAGAGAACUCAGCUUCGCGGAAGUCACAGGUGAACCUUGCUGCUGUGCAAUUAAAAUAACAACCAAAGAGGUAGUGCUGAAUUUCCCCAAACUUCUUUGCAGCUUCUAUUUAUUACAGCUGGUGGUCUGUCUUGGUCAGGCAAAGUGUUCAGUUCACAAGCUGGAGGCAGGCAUCUAAGGGUAAGCACCCAUUCUAUAGAAGUUCAACUUCUUUCUUAAGAGAAAUUCUGAAUGUGUGAUUUAACCCUUGGCAAAGCCUGGCACAGAGGCUUCUUCUACACGCUCUGAAGAAGGCAUAGCAGCCAAAACACGAAGUCAAUGCCAUGGUUCUGGAGAUUGUGUGGAGACUAUUGUCACCAGUGCAGUGGAGCCUGUGUCUUCUAUCCCUUCUGCUUCCCAUAGUAUCAAUGAUAUGUGUGAUCUGUUCAAAAAGUAAAAAGACAUCCAGGUUGUCAUUGGCUGAAAUGGGACCGAUCUCUGGUGAAAGGCCCCCAGAUUCAACUGAGGCCAAGACCUCAGAACUAAGGAAGAACGUCAUUGGACCAGCAUCCUCAACAAGAAAGUCAACCCAGUCCCAAAGAGAGCACAGAGGGUCUUUCCCAGGGCAGGACACCCCAAGGCCGGUGAAGAAGGCUUUGAGGCAGUUGCCUCCCUUACCUGAGCUGGAGAAGAGCAGUGUCCGACGACACAGCAGCUACACUGGGUCCGUAGUGUAUGACGUUGUCGCCACAGAGGUUUGUAAUCCAUGGCCCACUACAAACAACCAGGCUUCUCAACAACAUACAGCAGACUGCAGCAACCACCUGGAGGAGGUAGAUGAAAAGGGGGAAGUUCCGUUCCCUGUCUAUGCCAAAGUCAACAAAACCAAAGUUUGCUCGAACUCAUCAAGACGUUCACCACUGUAUGCCAAAGUGAACAAGACUAGCUCCCGGACUGUGAAAUCUUAACUACUGUUCUGCGGUGACUGAUAAGUCAACACUGUGACCGACAUGUCCUCCAAAUGCUAAAUAGUCCACUAUGCUUUAUGCCAAACGUUUAUUUGAGAUAAUUGCUUAACUCGUUUUGUUCUUUCUGAAAUGUGUAUAUGCGUAUGUGUUUAUUAUGUUGUUUCUCAGGCCCGCAAUGCUACAAAGGCACAGACAUGACUUCUGUUGUAAUUUACUUGGGUCUCAAGACAAUAAAUAAAGUUUGUUUGCUCUAUGUUCAUUAA
Messenger RNA from Oncorhynchus kisutch (coho salmon), 1222 nucleotides. RefSeq lists its product as uncharacterized. The transcript has 5 exons. The record is from RefSeq and is a predicted model, not a curated record. The coding region runs from base 336 to 959 and encodes 207 amino acids. NCBI's taxonomy places the organism in Eukaryota, Metazoa, Chordata, Actinopteri, Salmoniformes, Salmonidae.